UCACCGCCUUGGCAGUUUGGAAGGCACAAGCUGAAUAGUAGUCUGUCCUGUCAGGAAGCCGAAGGCUUGGAGUACUAGACUCUAGGCUUCCCUGUACGUGCAACCAAGAGCACAUCAGACCGUGCAUAGGUCGGAACAUACAGUGUCUCGAUAUGGGUCGCUUCGGGGGCGAAGUUCCUGCUUGGGUGAAAGAGGUCGACGGGUCUGUACAGUCUACAUUGAGUGACCUCGCGUUGGAGGCCCGCUCCUUCGAGAAUAACGACCGGCAUCGAACACGAGGUCUUGCAAUUCGCCUAUCGCGAAAGUGUAAUCGCGGACGAUGCGCUCAACACGCGCUAGGAAGUGCGCUGCACGCUCGUUGAUGUUUGCUGGUACCUGCGACAGUGAAGCAUCGCCUCUUGACGACUAGGA
Messenger RNA from Baudoinia panamericana UAMH 10762, 411 nucleotides. RefSeq lists its product as uncharacterized. NCBI's taxonomy places the organism in Eukaryota, Fungi, Ascomycota, Dothideomycetes, Mycosphaerellales, Teratosphaeriaceae. Bases 153 to 362 code for a protein of 69 amino acids. The transcript has a single exon. The record is from RefSeq and is a predicted model, not a curated record.